AUGCAGGGCCCUUGGAAGCUGUUCUUUGCUUUUCUUAAGGAGUUUGACUAUGAUCAGAGUUUGGAGAUGCAUGCAGACAGUGAAAUGAGGCUUCCCUGGUGUUCCCACAAUCAGAUCUGGGCUCUGCCUGUCUAUGUUAUCCGAGAGGUCUUGAAUGUCUUCCAUCUGGAGUACAUUGAGGAAUUGGAACUGAACAUGCUCAGUUGGGAUUUGUUAAAGCUGUUACAACUUGCUCCCUACCUGGCCCAGAUGAGAAAUCUUCGCAAACUCUUGCUGGCCUAUAUCUUCAAGAUUGUGUUCAUGAUUGGCAACAGAACAACAGACAGAGAAGAGAAGUGUUUCAGGAAUUUCAUUUCUCAGUUUUCCAAACUCAAAUGUCUCCAGCACCUCUCCAUGAAUGGCAUGUACUUUCUUAGAGACCGCCUGAAACAGGUUCUUGGGUGCCUUAUGACUCCAUUGGAGACCCUGUCCAUCACCUACUGCAGCAUUUCACAGUCAGACCUGAAUGACUUCUCUGGGUGUCCGAAGCUUUUUCAGCUGAAACUUCUGGACAUGAAAGGUGUGCGCUUAAAGGCUUUGGAUCUUAUGCCUCUCCAAGUCCUCCUAGAGAAUGUAGCAGACACUUUGCAAUCCCUGGACUUGAAGGUUUGUAGGAUGAAGGACUCUCAUCUCGCUGUGCUCAUACCUGCCCUCAGCAAGUGCUCCCAGCUGGCCAAGGUCAGUUUCUAUGACAACGACUUCUCCAUGCACAACCUGAGGAACCUUUUGCAGCACACAGCCAACAUGAUCAAGAUGAAUGUGGAACAGUACCCUGCCCCAAUGGAGUGCUAUGCUGAGUUGGGUUAUAUCUCCACAGAGAGAUUUACCCAACUCUGUGCUGAGCAAGGAGAUAGACUCAGGGCCAUAAGACAGCCCACGUACAUCUCCUUUGCUACAAAUAUGUGCCCUAGAUGUGAAGAGCAUUGUGUCUAUGGCCAAGGAUUCAGACUCUGUCGUUGCCAACAGAGGUGA
Meriones unguiculatus (Mongolian gerbil) is the source of this 1011-nucleotide messenger RNA. RefSeq names its product preferentially expressed antigen in melanoma-like protein 7. NCBI's taxonomy places the organism in Eukaryota, Metazoa, Chordata, Mammalia, Rodentia, Muridae. The coding region runs from base 1 to 1011 and encodes 336 amino acids. The record is from RefSeq and is a predicted model, not a curated record. The transcript is spliced from 2 exons. Gene Ontology annotation, cellular component: cytoplasm.